AUGAAUAAUCAUAAGGACGAUAGGAUGAUUGAUUUCAACUAUGGCAUUAGCAGAUUCGUCGAUGAAAAAAUGUUUAUGCAGUUUCUGAAGCGCUUCGAAGCCAAAGAUCUCAACAACUCUCUAAAUGACAUCCAAUCUGCUUAUAAUUCACAAAAUUGGCCAGAGCUCAAAAGAAGCUCUCACUCUCUAAAAGGAUCCAGCGGAUAUGUCGGUGCCCUCAUCUGCCAAAAACUUUCAGAGAAUUUGCAAAAUCUGUGUGCUGAAAACCCUCCAAAAAAUCUAGAAGAGGUAGAUCAAGCAUUAAAGAAAUUAAUAGCCCACAUCAAUGAGCUGCAAAGCUACCUUACAAAUUAUUUUAAAAAACCUUCAGAGCCUGCUAAGCCAGAGAAAAAUAUUUCCGAUAAAGGCAAUGAAGAUAACAAGCCUUCUCCAAAAAUUAUUACGACGUUUCAUAAUGAUAAUAAAAAUUCAAAAGGCGAAGAAGAAAAGCAAGCCAGCGUGGAAGAAUCACAUAAGGCUGAAGAUUAGACUAGACUAGAUUAGUUAAAUUAUAGCGAGUCAAGAAUGCUCCUCUGGGUCCUUGCUGACUUCAGACCUAAGGAAACCCUAAGCCUGGUGUCUCAUAUCAGGCCCUUUUUUAUAUCGACAUCACUAGUCUCUUGGGGUGAGUCACCCUAACUGACUUUUGUCUAACUCUGCAGCAAUGACUCCUUUAACUCUGGCAGUGCUAAGGGUAUGGAGAAAGUGCCCAAAAUGCCUUCUUCUGUCUACAUUGCCUUUAGUAGGUAAAUAUUGCUUCUAGGAAGUAUGAACUGACUUUGCGCCUUCGAUCUCAUUGACUUGGGUUAUGAUAAAAUCCUGUCAUAGUGUCCUGGCCAAACAAAAACCUACCCGGACUUCUAAAAGAAUGAGAUCCACUUGCCUGGGCUGGGAUCAAAAUGCCAGUCACCCUGGACCUAUUCACCACUCUCCAUCUUUAAAAAAUAUAAGACUGAAGAAGAGCCUCAAAAAGAAUUAGACUCGCCGGUAUUUGUGGUAAAAAGGAUGGUUCCUCCUUCAUGCAAAAUUAAUGAAAAUGAUAAAAACACUCUAGAGGCAGAAAAUGAAAUUGAUUUGUAUGAUGAGAUUAACAAGCAAUGGAGAUGUGAGAUUAUAUAA
This is a messenger RNA of Blepharisma stoltei, 1158 nucleotides long. Lineage: Eukaryota; Ciliophora; Heterotrichea; Heterotrichida; Blepharismidae. The record is from the annotation of a GenBank genome assembly.